ACACUAUUUUAGCUCCAACUAUUGGAAAUGUCCUUAAACACAACUUUUGGUAUUUUCCCUAAAUAUUUUUUGUUCACCAAAUGAUGCAGUUUUGGCGGUUUUUAAUGACUGAAACGACAUCGGAUAAUGACUCUGAGUUGUAAAAUGCUAAAAUUGAAAGGUUAACUUUUUCUAUGCCAAAUUUUAAUUUUGUGCUUAAAUUGCCAUGAACUUGAAAUGUUGAUAUUUUAUAUGCAAAUUAUAAAUAUAUACUGUCUGUUAGAAUGAGACACUAAAAAAGUUUUGUUAAUACCAUUGCACAUACAGCUAAAGAUUUUAUUUUGUAUGAUAUACUUUUUAAUGGCCUUGAAAUGAUUUGAUUUGAAACAGACGGGAAUAAUUCUUGGUCCAACAUUUCUUGGAAGAUUUGGUUUUAUGAGAAAAAUUAUAUUUCCUCAUGAGAGUCAAGAUUUAGUAUUUACUUUAUCAUAUUUUGGAUUCGAAAUUUUUGCGUUUAUAACUACAACAAAGAUGGAUUUAGGAAAAGUACUAAGAACAAGCAAAUUGGUUAUAUACAGCGGCUUAGGGAAUGUCCUACUACCUUUAUAUCUUGGUCUGAGUUUGACAAGAAUUUACAGGAAAAAAUUAGAAGAAGAAGGGUUGAUAAAUGAAGCAAAAAUUGUAGCUAUCAUGCAAUGUUUCUCUACAUCAUCAAUCAUAGCAAAUGGUCUUGAAGAACUCAAGAUUAUAAAUUCCGAGAUCGGAAGAUUGGUACUAUCUUCGGCAUUAAUUGGUGACAUAUUGGGCAUAGCUCUAUCCGCUGUAGUCGUAACAAUUAUGCGAAAAGGUCCAAAAGAAACCUUUUUCAUUAACAUUUUUGCAGUUAUUGCCUUUAGUAUUGGGGCGGUCUUCAUAUUCCGCCCUGCAAUGUUUUGGAUAAUUAGACAAACUCCUCAAGGUUCACCUAUUAAAUCCACCUACAUUUUGGUUAUCAUGGCAGUAAUGUUUCUAUCGGCUACUUAUUUCCAAUAUUUCCACCUGUCUAGGAGCAUAGGGGCGGUUAUCCUCGGGUUUUCUGUCCCUGCAGGUCCGCCAUUAGGAUCUGCUUUGGUAGAAAAAUUUGAAAUUGUCACGACGAAACUCCUUUUACCUAUUGUUACGGUUCAAGCAGUAAUGAGAGCUGAUUUAACCGUAAUUUUUACGAAUUUUUCAAGAAUCAAAUUCUACGUGAUUUUGGAAGUAUUUGUUUUUGGAUCCAAAUUUCUUGUGUCUCUAUUAGCUGCAUUAUAUGCCAACAUACCACUCAAUGAUUCAUUUUUAUAUGCCGCGGUUAUGACAUGUAGAGGCGCAGUUGAGAUGUCCAUUUAUUUGGUAGCAAGAGAUACUCGGAAGCUAGGAGAUGAGGUUUAUGCGCUCUUAACUUUUGGCGUCUUCAUUAGCUCGACUUUUACUUCAAUAAUUGUGAAAUCUAACUAUGAUCCAUCAAGAAAAUAUGCGGGCUAUCAGGCAAGGAACAUUGUAAGUUUAAAGCCAAAAUCACAUCUCCGAAUUCUUGCUUGUAUUCACAAACCUGAUCAUGUAACUUCUGUUAUAAGUCUACUCGAAGCAUUUCAUCCUGCCACAGACAGACCAAUCGAUAUAUGCGUCCUUCAUUUGAUUCAACUAAUUGGUCGAGCCACGCCGAUUUUGAUUUCCCAUCAAAAGCAAAGUCGAAUAACCAAUCCGCGAUCUCAAAAUGUAAUAUUUUCAUUUGCUCAAUAUCAACAAAAUAAAUGUGAUACUGUAUAUGUCUCUACCUUCACGAUAAUAAAUAAACCAAAGAUAAUGAAUGAAGAUAUUUCGAUACUCGCGCUCGACGAGCUCACAUCCUUAAUACUGCUCCCGCUUCAUCGACGAUGGUCUAUCCAUGGACAAAUAGAAUCUGAAGAUCAAGAUAUAAGGAUUGUAAAUUGCAAAGUUCUUGAAAAGGCUCCUUGUUCUGUAGGUAUAUUUUUUGACCGUGGAAAACUUGGAUUCCCAUUUUCCAUGGAGGCAACACCAAGGCCUUCUCUUUCUAUAUGUAUGAUUUUCUUAGGAGGUAGAGAUGAUCGGGAGGCGUUGUCUUUAUCUAAACGUAUAGUUAAGGACUCGAGAACACGGUUAACAAUCAUACGCCUGUUACCUGAGGGUUUAGGCAUGGAUUCGAAGGAAGAUGAGGAUACAAUGAUUGACUCUUGGGCCUUAAAAGAGUUAAUCAAGAACCAAACUGAUUCUUUAUCAAAUAUUGAAUAUAAAGAAAAAUUUGUGAAAGAUGGACCGGCAACUGCGCUAAUACUUCAUUCUAUAGAAGAUGAAUACGAUCUUUUUCUAGUAGGACGACGCCAUGGUGUAAUAUCACCUCAAACAUUAGGUUUAUCAGAAUGGACUGAGUUUUCAGAGUUGGGAGUUAUUGGAGAUUUGUUUGCUUCCAAUGAUCUUAACACUAGAGCUGCUGUUUUAGUGGUGCAACAACAAAUGAAGAUUAAAUUAGGUAGGUGAAAUAUUUACUCAAAUGAAAACUUAUCAAGUUAUGCGCGUUGACAUAUUUCAAUUUAAAAUACACUUUUGAGACUUAUAAACUUUUUCUUUAAAACAUAUUCUUGUAAAUACAAUUUUGCAUUUGCUAUUUCGGUGUAUCUAUUUUCGGGUAACAUUCAUUGGCAUAGCUAGAAAGUUAUGUUUUAUACUAAUAAAAAAUCUUUAUAAUAAAAAUGUGUAUAUCUCUAUUUAUAUAUCUUAUAAUCUACAUCUCUAUGUCUAUAUAUCUUAUAAAGUUGAGCUCCCAAAAAUCUUUCGACACUGCUUAGCCAAGUAGACUCCUCUACUUUUGCCAUGUGUAUAAUUAUUAUAAACCCAUUCAGACUUCUAUUUAAUUAACUUGUUCAUUACUGAUGGAUCACCCUAAUAUUCAUCAAAUUUUUGUUUCAUUUUAGUGCC
Molecule: messenger RNA, 2934 nt
Organism: Mercurialis annua (annual mercury)
Lineage: Eukaryota; Viridiplantae; Streptophyta; Magnoliopsida; Malpighiales; Euphorbiaceae
Product: cation/H(+) antiporter 4-like
Exons: 2
Coding region: 415-2496 (693 amino acids)
Biological process (GO): proton transmembrane transport; regulation of pH
Cellular component (GO): endomembrane system; membrane
Molecular function (GO): antiporter activity
Source: RefSeq, a predicted model, not a curated record